Molecule: messenger RNA, 705 nt
Organism: Encephalitozoon romaleae SJ-2008
Lineage: Eukaryota; Fungi; Microsporidia; Unikaryonidae
Product: t-SNARE complex syntaxin
Exons: 1
Coding region: 1-705 (234 amino acids)
Biological process (GO): vesicle-mediated transport
Cellular component (GO): membrane
Source: RefSeq, a predicted model, not a curated record
AUGCUUGUGAAUAGAACUCUGGAAUACAAGAGGCUCACAAAGAGAAAGGACAUUAAAUUUAGCCCACUUUCCACCUCUAGUCUCAGGGGAUCUUUAGACGAUGUGAAACAAAGCAUCUCAAGGCUAGGCAUUAUCCAAGAAAAACAUUGCAUGCCUUCGUUUUCACCAAAAAAGAAGAAGAAGGAUGAGAUCGACGAGGUUAAGAGACACAUAACAGAUCAGAUCCAUCGUGCAGAAAAAGGUAUCGAAGAGAUUGUGAAGUUCUCCAACUCUAAGGUCCUUACAGACUGUAUGCAUGGCUAUUUUGCUGGGCAGCUGAAAGCAAUAAUCCAUGACUAUAGAGGCUUGCAGCAGAAGUUUUUGAAAAAUAUAGACAUUUAUGAUGAGAUAGAUCACGAAGAUGAAGAGAACGACGGGGGCAGUAUGCUGCUUCUUGAGAAUGUAAAGGACUUAAGAAAGUCUAUUUACGACCUUACCUCUGUUCUUUUGGAUAUGAAGAUGGCUGUUGGGCAGCAAUCACUUCAAAUAGAUAGAUUAGACUUUUACCUUGACUCGAUAAACUUUUAUCUUGAAGGAGCUAACAAAGAGCUAGGGAAGAUACCUGGCUCGCAUCGGAGGAUGAAGAACAAAGUAAUAUACUUUAUGCUCCUUCUCUCCAUCGUGCUUGUUCUUAUGUCUAUGCUAAAGAUGGCCAGAAGUAGAUGA